AUUUUAAUAGAGGCUCAUAACAGCGCAAGGACGAAAUGCAGGGCAGCUGCGACAGCAUAAUAUGAAUUGAACUCAAUUGCAAAAUGAAUGACAUGCCCACAAAGAUGCAUCACAUCGCACUCCGAUCCACGUUCUCUUCCGCCCUCGUUUUGAGGAUCGGUCCUUCUGCCAAUCACGGUUGACAAGGCUUGGAUAUUCAAGCUAGACUAUUUACAGGCUAGUGCAAGAUCUUGCCCUCACUUCGCAGCUGCGACAUCAAUCCAUUACUUUGCACUUUUACAGCCUCGCAAUCUCAACACUGUCGACAGAUCAGCUGCAAUCCGAUCUGUCAAAAUGGCCAAACCAUUGUGGAAGGGCAAUCAUCCCGUCGGACAAAUCAACCCACAACGACCUCUCUACCGGUUCGCAGCAACUGGCCUCGGAGCAGCUAUGUGGUUCUUCCUGUUCUAUAGAAUGAAGAAGGACGGUCCAGCGUUAUUGGGCUUGAGGCAUCCUUGGGACCACUGAUCAACUCACUAAACGCAAACGAUCAUCACGAACCACGGUGCAACACCACUUGUACAUACAUGCGAUCAACUUAGAUGGGCGUUCCGGGAGGAAGACUCCUUUCGCGCGGUGAAUGGGCAUC
This is a messenger RNA of Exophiala viscosa, 628 nucleotides long. RefSeq lists its product as uncharacterized. The transcript has 3 exons. The coding region runs from base 334 to 507 and encodes 57 amino acids. The record is from RefSeq and is a predicted model, not a curated record. Gene Ontology annotation, cellular component: mitochondrial inner membrane. Lineage: Eukaryota; Fungi; Ascomycota; Eurotiomycetes; Chaetothyriales; Herpotrichiellaceae.